AUGUUUGGCAAGAUUUCCAUCCCUCUCAUUGCUCUCUUUGGUCUUCUGGCCAAAGCCACCGAGUCUGGCAUUCCGGGCUACAACAUCGUUGACAUAGAAUGGGACGUGCAAACGACUGCCGGGGGCCCUACGGUCAAGGCGAAGGGCACUGUCCAAGAUGUCUAUGCCCAGCUCAAAGACAUCAAUCCUGAAUUUGAAAACGAGUUUCCUCCCGUCAAUAGUACGGACUCCUCUGUGCAUGUGGUGGAUCGUUAUACCGUACAGAGCCACUUCUGCCAGGGUCGGUGGUCCGGGUGUAGCUGGUCGCGUAUCCAGCAGGGCAUCAGCUAUCUGAACGGUGUGCCUGGACGUCCGUCCAAUGGGCCGGGCCCCGGCAAUUGCGGCCGUGUAAGCUGUUCUUAUAACUCUGCCAUUUACUGGUGCAAUGACAACAAUUACCAAUACACACUCAAUGGAUUCUAUGACAUUGCAAGUGGUGCGAACUACAUCGGGCAAACUUGUCUCAUCAACAGCGAUACAACCUCUGGCCAGAUCUUCUACACUGAUAAUUGGAAUGUGGUUGUGAGAGGUGACAGCUGCUAG
Molecule: messenger RNA, 582 nt
Organism: Aspergillus clavatus NRRL 1
Lineage: Eukaryota; Fungi; Ascomycota; Eurotiomycetes; Eurotiales; Aspergillaceae
Exons: 4
Coding region: 1-582 (193 amino acids)
Source: RefSeq, a predicted model, not a curated record